AGGAAUAAGGUCAUCCGUAUUGCAGAUAGUUCGGAUGCAGGCUGGGCUACCAUCGCAGAAUAUGAAAAGCUUGAUGUCGCAGACAAUUCCGAUGAUGAUCGCAAAAUCCGGCGCGCAGAGGAGCGUGCUAAAAAGAAGCUUGAAAGUAAAAAAUCUGUUAACAUGUCUUCUGAUACUUUUCGUUCCUCAACCUUUAAAAGCAGGUUCAGCAGAUCGUCCAUGGACAAGCAGCCCUUGGGAAAGCGCACCUUCGAUCGCAACUUCCAGCGUGAAGUCGUCUGCUACAGAUGCGGGCAAUUGGGGCAUUUUGCAAACGGAUGUGCCAGUGGAUAUCCAGAACCCGUCGGCAAUGCCAGACAGGGACCAGUGGCUACCUCAGAUUCAGCACAGUCAAGUAAUUCCGAACUUACCACCAAACAGUAAACCAGACGACUUUUCAACAGAUGAUAAGACUUUUUAAAUCCAACAGAUGGGAUGAUGUUAUGGAUAAAUGUAGUAAUCCGGCUCUGCCCUCUUGGAUGUUUUCAGAAGUGAAAGAAGCUGUUUUAUCGAGCAAGGAAAAGUCUACCGUAUGUCAGUAUAAGAACUGCUUUAGUAAAUUCGUAUCAUGGUGCAAAAAAUGUAAAUUUUCAUCCCUUCCGGCUUCACCGGUCACGGUAGCUUUAUAUUUAGUAUCUGUUAUGCAAAAUACAAAUACUUCUUGCAGCAAAUCUAAAUUGAACUCAAUUUUCUACGCUAUAAAAUGGGCACAUUUACUUAAUGGCGAAAUUUCUAAUCCUUCUUCUGAUGAAUGGCUUAAACUUUGUUUAGAAGGCUGCUUGAGGAAAGUUUCUAAACCUCUCAUCAAAAAAGAACCUAUAACUGUCGAAAUUUUAUCGACUUUAGUAAAUAAUUCGCUUCUGAAAAUUGCACGCUGGCAGAUUUGAGGC
Mercenaria mercenaria is the source of this 929-nucleotide messenger RNA. RefSeq lists its product as uncharacterized. The record is from RefSeq and is a predicted model, not a curated record. The coding region runs from base 35 to 460 and encodes 141 amino acids. Lineage: Eukaryota; Metazoa; Mollusca; Bivalvia; Venerida; Veneridae. The transcript has 2 exons.